CAUCUUCUGCGCCUCUGGCCGCAGUAACUUCCCUGCAUUUACGCUCUCGUAGAGGAAGAGCAUCGACGGUGUUUGUUUGGCCUUCUGAAAUCAUUCGUGGAGAGAGAAUCGAUUUUCUUUUUUAAAUGGUAGCCAUGAAGGAGACUCUGGAAAGUAGAGAUCAUUGUUGAUUGGAUAAUAGAAUCACCAACUGCCUAUCAGACCGAUGCGUAUAGAGAUGCCAGUUUGGGUUCAUCCAAAGUGUCUCCUUCUCUUCGUUGUCCUCUUCAUUUUUCUCAUUUUCACUUUCAUUACUCCUAAAAAGGAUGAAGAAAAGGUUGAAGAGGUGUAUGAGAUCACCCAUAGAGUAUACUUGGAUAUUGAUAUUGAUGAACAGCGUUUAGGUAGAAUUGUUAUUGGAUUAUAUGGCCAGGUUGUACCAAAAACUGUAGAAAAUUUCCGGGCUUUGUGCACAGGGGGAAAGGGAAAAAGUAAAAGUGGGAAAGUUCUUCACUAUAAAGGAACACCACUUCAUCGUAUAGUAUCUGGGUUUAUGAUUCAAGGUGGUGACAUAGUUUAUGGUGAUGGGAGGGGGAGUGAUUCUAUAUAUGGAAACACUUUUGGGGAUGAAAAUUUUAAGAUAAAGCAUUCACAUGCAGGCGUUGUUUCCAUGGUGAAUUCAGGAUCGGAUUCCAAUGGCUCACAGUUCUUUAUCACCACUGUCAAGGCCAGCUGGUUGGAUGGAGAACACGUAGUAUUUGGUAAGGUUAUUCAGGGAAUGGAUACCGUUUAUGCAAUUGAAGGUGGGGCAGGGACCUACAGUGGCAAACCCAGAAAGAAAGUUGUUAUUGCUGACUGUGGAGAGAUACCCAAGGGCAAGUGGGACGAGGAAAGAUGAAGCUUCUCAUCAAGUUAACAAGUUUUUCUAUUUUGGGUUUGCUAAUUUAAAUCAUAGAUAAUUUACUUCUGUUGAUUUUGUAUAAUGGCCUUGAAUCUUCAUUUUUCUUGAUUUAGUUCCUAGGCUUUUUCCUGGAAAUAUUCUGUAUUUCCUUUUCUUUUUUUUCAUUUGUAGAGUUUCCAAAACACCCAAAUUUGGAUUACCAAUUGCUAAGUUAAAUAUUGUGUAUAAGUUAAAACACCCAAAUUUGUUUCUUAUUA
Messenger RNA from Hevea brasiliensis (rubber tree), 1137 nucleotides. Its product is annotated as peptidyl-prolyl cis-trans isomerase CYP21-1. The record is from RefSeq and is a predicted model, not a curated record. NCBI's taxonomy places the organism in Eukaryota, Viridiplantae, Streptophyta, Magnoliopsida, Malpighiales, Euphorbiaceae. Gene Ontology annotation, cellular component: intracellular membrane-bounded organelle. Gene Ontology annotation, molecular function: peptidyl-prolyl cis-trans isomerase activity. Gene Ontology annotation, biological process: protein peptidyl-prolyl isomerization. The coding region runs from base 206 to 877 and encodes 223 amino acids. The transcript is spliced from 7 exons.